Messenger RNA from Chilo suppressalis (striped riceborer), 1667 nucleotides. NCBI's taxonomy places the organism in Eukaryota, Metazoa, Arthropoda, Insecta, Lepidoptera, Crambidae. The record is from the annotation of a GenBank genome assembly.
CUCCCCGCAAAAUCACAAUCUGAAUGAUUUUGGGGAAACUUAUGAAAAUCAGUGUCACUUUUAUUUCUAAGGAAAGUGUUUAGUGAUGUUUUUCUAAUAAAUUGAAAGCUGUUUAAUAAAUUAAUUUAUGUGAUAGGUAGCUUUUAAAAACUUUGGGAUCCACUCUUCAACUCGCCCGGCUCGGGUAUUACAAACUGGCGGCGGCAGCGCAGGUCGACGAGCAGCGCACGCGCAACGGAGUGCAUCUGCCGCACUCUAAAGAUAUUAGGAGCAAAUCGGUGACAAUGGAUGCUGACAGCUUGGUGCUAUGGCGGCGGCCGCUCACGACGCUGGACUAUUUCCUUAGGGAACUAUUCAUAUUGAUCUCAACAGGAUUACAAAGAUUAUUAGCUUACAAGUUACUAGCGUUAGCUGUAGUAUCGUUAGCGCUUGGGAUAGCUGUGUCAUAUUAUAUUAGCGGUCCCCAUCAAGUGUAUGUACAGCUCGUAAUAUCGACGUUGGCGUGGUGGGGGUGGUGGAUAGUGUUGGGCGUGUGCAGUUCCGUGGGUCUGGGCACUGGUCUGCACACGUUCCUGUUGUACUUGGGACCUCAUAUCGCGCGCGUCACUCUGGCCGCUUACGAGUGUGGCGGGCUCAACUUUCCUGAACCACCGUAUCCGAAUGACAUCAUCUGCCCCACGGAGAUAGACCCCAACAACGCGGUGUCGAUAUGGAACAUUAUGUCCAAGGUCCGGGUGGAAUCUAUGAUGUGGGGUAUAGGCACGGCUUUGGGAGAAUUACCCCCCUACUUUAUGGCCAGAGCGGCGAGGUUAUCAGGGGGAGGAGUGGCCGAGUUGUCUGUCAAUGAUGACACGAAAACUGGCAGGGCGAAAGUGAUGGUACAGAAACUGGUACAACGCGUCGGUUUCGCCGGCAUAUUAGCUUGUGCGUCUAUUCCUAACCCACUAUUCGACUUGGCCGGUUUGACUUGCGGCCAUUUCUUGGUGCCAUUCUGGACUUUCUUCGGCGCCACCGUACUAGGCAAAGCCGUAAUCAAAAUGCACAUACAGAAGGUGUUCGUUAUCGUCGCCUUCAAUGAGACUUUAGUUGGACAAGCUCUCUCAUGGGUCGAGAGGAUACCAUACAUCGGGCCAAAACUAGAAGCACCAUUAUUAGAAUUUCUACGAAACCAAAAAGCUCGUUUACACAAAAACGAUGCCAAAGCACUUCCCGAGAACCAAGGGUCUGUGCUGUCUAGUCUAUUGGAGAAGUUCGUGUUGGCUAUGGUCGUUUACUUCGUGGUUUCAAUAGUGAAUGCGCUCGCGCAGAAUUAUAGCAAACGCGUCGGUAAGAAGAAGGGCAAGAAGAGGGAAUAGGGUUUGAGGACGCCGGGCGACGCGAUUGGUGGACUCGCACGGCGACGAAAUGCAACGGAACGAGUGCGUCGACGUCGGUAGUACCCACACUGCGGAACGGGAUCUUUCGAUAGCGGAACGGUCUCAUGAAACUUGUGUUAGCACUCUUUUAAUGGAACACUUUUAAACUGGAUAACUAUAUAAUUCUCAUUCAACAACAUACGCUACGUCCCUGAAAUUUAAAAUCCUUUUAACAUGUAACUACAUUUGUGUGGACUUAAUAUAAAUUUUGACUUUUACAACCCAUUUUUUAUUGUUUGUCAUAAUAAGCUA